AUGUCUGCUCUCCGUAUAGCCGCGCGCCGCCUUCCUCGCGCCUCUCGUCUGGUCCCUUCGAUUGAGUCACCCAUCCAGCGUCGAUUUGCAGCCACGUCCAAUGCUCCCCAGGAUGUGAAGAGCCACGUCCAGAAGGAGGCUUCCCUGCCUAACCCCGACCCCUCCCCCGACUCGCUCACGGCGUCCUUCAUCAACGAGCGUACGCCGUUCAUGGUCCCCACCUAUGUUCGCCCAGCUCCAAUGAUGAUGAAGGGACAGGGUUGCUACUUGUGGGAUAUGGAGAACCGCCGCUAUCUGGAUCUGACCGCUGGAAUCGCGGUCAACUCUCUCGGUCAUUGUGACCCCGAAAUUUCAAAGAUUAUUGCCGAGCAGGCCGAGACCCUCAUUCACGCUUCGAACCUCUACCACAAUCCUUGGACCGGUGCUCUGAGUCAGUUAUUGAUUGAGCAUACUCGCGCGUCCGGCGCAAUGCGUGAUGCGUCCCAGGUCUUCAUCUCCAACUCCGGAACCGAGGCCAACGAGGCCGCCAUCAAGUUUGCUCGCAAGGUCGGCCGGUCUCUCGACCCCUCCGGUGCCAAGCACGAGUUCGUCUCGUUCCACAACUCUUUCCACGGCCGUACAAUGGGUGCUCUGUCUGCGACCCCGAACCCGAAGUACCAGACACCGUUCUCGCCCAUGAUCCCCGGCUUCAAAUACGGCAACUACAAUGAUAUUGAGCAGCUCCAGACUCUCGUCACGGACAAAACUUGCGGUGUGAUUGUCGAGCCCAUCCAGGGUGAGGGAGGUGUCAAUGUCGCUACUCCCGAGUUCCUGACUGCUCUUCGCAAGCGCUGCGAUGAGGUUGGCGCCGUCCUGAUCUUUGAUGAGAUCCAGUGUGGUUUGUCCCGUACGGGCACUCUUUGGGCCCACGGUCACCCCUCCUUGGCCCCUGCCUCUGGCGAGGCUGCCCACCCCGAUAUCCUGACCUCCGCCAAGGCCCUGGGUAACGGCAUCCCCAUCGGUGCGACCAUUGUCUCUGGUAAGACUGUUGCCUCACACAUUAAGACUGGAGACCACGGCACCACGUUCGGUGGAAACCCGCUGGCCUGCCGUGUCGCGUACCACAUCGUCGAGCGCCUGGCUGCGCCCGAACUCCAGGCUGCCGUCAAGGACAAGUCAGCCCAGUUUGUCUCUGGCUUCCAAGCCCUUCAGAAAAAGUUCCCCGAUAUCAUCUCAGAGAUCCGUGGCCGUGGCUUGAUCCUCGGUGUCCAACUCACUCCAGCUUUCUCUUCCAAGGCAGGUGAUAUUAUCACCGCUGCCCGCGAGCGUGGCAUGCUUAUCAUCACUGCCGGUGACGGCUGCGUCCGCUUUGUUCCUCCUCUUAACAUCACCGAGGAUCAGAUUAAGGCUGGCUUGAACAUUCUCGAGCAGUCGAUCGACUCGGUUGUGGCCAAGUCCUGA
Penicillium cinerascens is the source of this 1440-nucleotide messenger RNA. Its product is annotated as acetylornithine transaminase. The transcript is spliced from 3 exons. The record is from RefSeq and is a predicted model, not a curated record. Gene Ontology annotation, cellular component: mitochondrial matrix. Gene Ontology annotation, molecular function: pyridoxal phosphate binding; transaminase activity; identical protein binding. Gene Ontology annotation, biological process: arginine metabolic process. NCBI's taxonomy places the organism in Eukaryota, Fungi, Ascomycota, Eurotiomycetes, Eurotiales, Aspergillaceae. The coding region runs from base 1 to 1440 and encodes 479 amino acids.